AUGCACGCUUUCAUUUUCUUCCUUUCAGCUCCAGUUGCUGUACUUGGCGCCGCCACUUUGAGUGCUGGCAAGGCGAUGACCGGCCAGCUGUGCUGCACCAGCAGUGCAGUUCCAGACAUGAGUAAAACAUGCGACUCACUGAAGUUGAACACUUAUGCGUGUGAAUCUAUUUGGGGCAAUGCGCAAAAGGCCAAGGACGGCGAUCCCGACAAGAAGAAUGGCUGCGAUAACGGUAUUUUGCAAGGACAGUUUCCCACCGGACGCUACGUCAAAGCGUUCGUUCCGUACUCUACAGACAAGUAUCCUCUUGGGCCAGCUGCUUCUGGAGAUUAUCUUCUUGGAUUUCUCGGUUGUGCAGAAUAA
This is a messenger RNA of Pyricularia pennisetigena, 363 nucleotides long. RefSeq lists its product as uncharacterized. The record is from RefSeq and is a predicted model, not a curated record. The transcript is spliced from 2 exons. The coding region runs from base 1 to 363 and encodes 120 amino acids. Lineage: Eukaryota; Fungi; Ascomycota; Sordariomycetes; Magnaporthales; Pyriculariaceae.